ACACUACUGAGACUACAGACGAAAUAUAAUGAUAUUGUUUUGGUGACAUUUUCAGUGUACCUCAGACACUACUUGGCACUGGGUGUUUGACAACAACUAAACAUGGAUUUCGUAGAUUCACUUAUUGAUAUCAUAACAACAAGUCCAUUUUCAUAUCUGCUGUCUGGUGUUGUGGCACUUUUUGUGGUCAUAAUAUCAACAUUUUUUCUACUGAUGCAACACACAAAAAGACAAAUAGCGAGUAUGGGAACAGAAACAGCAGUAUCCAAGAAGUCGGAAAAAUUAAAGCAAAGUACUGAAGAAAAAGAGGUUGUUGAUGAGAAGGGAGAAGAAACUAUGAAAACUGGAAAAGGAGACAACGAUGAUGGAAUUGUUGAUUCAUCUGACAUCCACCCCUUAAUACAAGCUGAACAUCCUGCCAUUUCUGAUCCUGUUGGAUAUACUGAACAUAUACAGGGCAAAGUGAAACAAGCAAGAGCUAAAUAUAUUACAAAACAGAUUGAGAAAAAAAUGACCCCUAAUCAGAUUGAAGAAGAAAGAGAAACUCAACGUCGUCAACUGGCAGCAAUUUAUUCCUUGAUGAAAGAAAGUGAAGAUAAGUUUGGUGUUGACUCGGUGACUGAAGUCAAUGAGCAGUUUAAACUUUAUGCAUAAAGCCACUUCUGCACCAGAUUUUCUUAUACCUCACCCAUUCCAACAACUAUUUGUACAUGACUUUAUGAUACAACUACCGGGGGGUAGUUGCUAUUUUUUUUAAUCUGUAAUGUCAGUUAUUUUUCAAGGUAAACUUUGCAAAAGCCUGAGAAAUAUUUUUGUGGAAAUG
Molecule: messenger RNA, 823 nt
Organism: Saccoglossus kowalevskii
Lineage: Eukaryota; Metazoa; Hemichordata; Enteropneusta; Harrimaniidae
Source: RefSeq, a predicted model, not a curated record